Molecule: messenger RNA, 2260 nt
Organism: Limulus polyphemus (Atlantic horseshoe crab)
Lineage: Eukaryota; Metazoa; Arthropoda; Merostomata; Xiphosura; Limulidae
Product: DTW domain-containing protein 1-like
Exons: 7
Coding region: 386-1567 (393 amino acids)
Biological process (GO): tRNA modification
Cellular component (GO): nucleus
Molecular function (GO): tRNA-uridine aminocarboxypropyltransferase activity
Source: RefSeq, a predicted model, not a curated record
AUUCAUUAUUUUAUUAUUCCUUGUAUCGUUUAAUUCAACUAUGAAAUUGUAAUUAGAUUAAAGUAACUUAAAGCGCUGACUUUCCUUUUACCUUCAGAAUUCGCCAUCUCACAAACAACAUUACUAUUAUUAUUUCAAAUCAAAAUAUUUAUUAUUUUUUAAGUUAAAUUUGUAUAACUGACACCAAGACCAAGAGUUACUUCUAAGUUUUAAUGAAAAUUUUCCAUUUGUAUCUGUUGGUGAUUAGCUUAUGGAAUGAGUUGCUGUUGGCAAAAGUGGAAGCUGGAACUUUACAAGAACAUAAGAAAGAAUAGAUGAUUUUGUGAAAAAUAAAGGAUGGAUUUAAAAUCUUUACUUUUAUCAGGGUGGCACAAGAAUGUAAACAAUGUCUAACUUUAAGAAACGAAAACGGCCAAUUGAAGGAAGCAGUAUGUUUACGACUCUCGAUGAAGAUCCGAUGUCAAAAUUUCGGGUUGAUUCUUGCGAGUUUCUUAACCAUAUAACAGAACGAGGUGUUUGUUCAAAGUGCUUGAAGUCUCGAAUGUAUUACUGUUACUCUUGUGGCAUUCCAAUUGACUCUGUGAAGGAUAAGAUACCACAAGUUCAGUUGCCUGUGAAGGUAGAUAUUAUCAAACAUCCACAGGAAGUUGAAGGCAAAAGCACCUCGGCACAUGCAGUAGUGUUGGCACCUGACUUUGUCAGAAUAUUUACUUAUCCAGACUUUCCUGAUUACACAGGUCAAAGAGUUAUUCUGGUAUUUCCUGGAAAAAAUGCAGUUCCACUGGAAGAAUGCUUCCGGAAGGAAAGUGUAAAAGCAUGUUCCUGCCUUAGUGUGGCAGAAGAAAUCCAGAACUUGUCUAGUCAGGUGGGGUCCUUAGGUGGUACUAAACAUUAUACAGUUGUAGACAAAGCAAGUACUAUGUCUUCUUCCAAAGAUGAUGGUAUGUGUACAAGAGGCUCUGUACCAUUAGCAACAGAUUACACAAUCUGCAAAACGCAUGUAAACAUGAAGAUGUGUGGAUCAUCAAAAUGUACAUCCUGUUCCAGUGACAACCAGUUUCCUUGUCACGAUGUGGAGAGAAGACAAAUUCUUUCUAAGAAAGGUUGUUAUCCUGAUGAUGGUGUAGUGUCCUCUGGUAUGGAUAGGUGUCAGCACUGUAGUCAAACGAAAAACAGCCAACCACCAUUUGACAGAGUCGUUUUUAUCGACAGCACGUGGAAACAAACCAAACGGAUUUAUGGAGACGAACGCAUCCGAGCUCUGCCAUGUGUCUUUCUGUCCUCACACACAUCCUUGUUUUGGAGGUAUCAACGUGGAAAACCCCGGGAGUAUUUGGCCACCAUAGAAGCCAUCUACUAUUUCUUUGUGGAACUAGAUAGCCUGUUGAAACCAGGAGAGCCUUACCUUCACCAAUUUGACAACCUCCUUUUCUUUUUCAAGUUCAUGUACCAUAAGAUCAGGACUCUUUACGACCCUCGGAAAUUGAAAGCCUAUCAAACAGGAGAAGACCAAUCGAAUAUUAGUAACGUAGACUGCCCAAUAGAGGGAUCAUCCCUUUUUAAUUAAUUUUCUGAAGAAAAAAAAAACAAAAAUGAAUUUGGUUCUUACGAUCUCAGCAGUGAGUCAUCUUUGUGAUAUUAGCUAUAUUUUGUCCCGGAAAAAAUUUUUGAGGAUACAUUAAGACUAUAUAAUCCUUUACCCAUUAAAAUUGGAGUAAAAUAGGAUUUUUUUUUCUGAACUGAUUAUUUUAUACGUAUAUAUUUUAGACGAAUGACGUUACUUAUAUUUGCGUAAAUGUGUAUUGAAUUUAGGUGUUUGAAUUUUAAUGACAAAUUGUAUUCCAUGUCGCAAAUGUAACGGUUUUCUGAUGACGAGCAGGUAACUUACCAAUAUUGUUCUUGCAAGGUGAACAAGAAGCUUUACUUUAGAGCUCUUCAUAGGUUUAAAUUAGUCUGUCUUACUGUUGGGAAGUACUUGUGUGUUAAAUAUUCAAAUAUACAACAACAGCAAGUUUUACGGUAAGCAGGUUCUAAUUUUAUUUAUUACAACGUUUCGACUUAUAGUAUCGGGUAAGAGUUGAUCGGAUACUAUCGGUCUAAACGUUGUAAUUAUCAAAAUCAGAACUUGUCUUCUGUAAAACUUGCUGUUGUUGCAUGUUUUUUGAAUUAACGAUUCGCUUCUGGAGGUUCCACACUCAACAUCAAUUGUAUGUUAACUUAAAACUUUUUAUCAUUAAACGAAAUACAAGCUUCAUUUCGA